AUCUUAUUGACCUAGCGAUAAAUCCUUAACAGGAAAACAAUUUGAUUUAAUCCAAGCAAGAAGUAGGCUUCUAACGAAAUUAUCAGGUAAGUCAGAAUGAUCGGAAAGAUAUCUACUGCAGUAUCCCCCAUUCAGUUCUGAGAACAUUUGCCGCUUUACCCUGAAGUUUUGGAAUUACGGUAACCCAUAUCACCACCUACAAUGACCCCAAUGUUAGUGAUACGUGCAAAAUCUCGGUCACAGUAAAACAGAGCGACUGCAAAUCAAUUUUCUUUUUGCCGUUUUUUUGUGAUUACGAGACUUUUAGGUUUGGCAUAUACAGGGUGUAAGCGAUCUGCAAAUGUUUCAAUCGCAAAGAGGGCUUUUAAAGAGCUCCUUCUUUUGAACUCGGGAGAAAAUGCUCAUGAUUCAAAUGACGUUAUAUUCAAAUGUUUAUAAUUACUUUUGUAUACAAAUUUCAUUUUUUAAUAAGUCAUGACCCACGAAAUCCAUGAUUGUUAAAGAUUUUGUAACAAUUGAGAUUUUUGAAACAUUUCCAGACCUAACUGCUUAGUGUUCUGUCACUCUCUGAGAUGCUAGCAACGCUGUCCUGCAUAAUCUCUCAGAGUCCUGCCUGAACAUGUUCCUGCCAUACAUCACGCACCAGUUCAUGCUCAUUAUAUCCAUUGACUGACACAUACCUAAUUGCCAUAGAAUUUUAAUAGUAAUGUCGAGUUUAGGGUAAACUGCAGUUUAUCGUAUCUCUAGUUAGUACUUGUUAUGUGAUUGGCCAACUUAACGGAUCGUAUAUCACCGUACGGUGGGCUAAAUUUCAAUUGCAUAGUUGAAAAUAUUGUAAUUUUUAUCAUUCACUAUCAAAGUAUUUAAUUUGCAUGGAUCGCAAUCGUGGAGUUGCUAGCAACGCUGUCCUGCAUAAUCUCUCAGAGUCCUGCCUGAAUAUGUUCCUGCCAUACAUCACGCACCAUGAUGUACGGUGGGCUAAAUUUCAAUUGUAUAGUUGAAAAUAUUAUAAUUUUAUCAUUCAUUAUCGAAGUAUUUAAUUUGCAUGGAUCGGUAAUAAUAAAAAAAGCAUUAACAUUCUGUUGUGUGGCUGAAGCACCAUGGCGAUUUUUUCAAUGCGAUUUCAAUGGCGAUCGUAGCGUCUAAAUAGCCAGCAGCCAGGCACUGUCCUAAGUAGAACGGCAGUCAAAAGUGUUCACAGAGUGAAUUUCUACUGAAAGGUUCUUUCGGAGACGCAAUCGUGAGGAUUGAAUGGCUUUGUUUUUCUUACGAUUCAGAGGACGAUGCUAACGAUCUAGUAUAAGCUCUAUCGACGUAAUUGCAGCUUGUUUUGGUUGCUGAUAGCUCACAGUAUGAGCUCGGUAUUGACACAAUUCUCUGAGAAGGCGGAACAUGAUUUUAACCUUUAGGAGACAAAGCUCGGUGUGUGACUUCGACGAAAUGCCCCACUUCAAACAAAUAGGAUAAUUAUGUUUAACGAUUGUGGUGGUUUCCUGAAAAAUAGCACGCUUAGAAAUGUUUUCAGGAGGGCACCGCAAAGAUUCUUAAGAUUCCGACCAAGGUGCUUAAGGUACUAGGACAAACUAUAACUCGUGACCAUAUAUAUAUAUGUCACAGCACUAUUUUAUCAACACAUGAUUUAUCUAGUGAAUUAUGUCUUCUUGAGGAGAUUGACUUAUUGUCAAGAUGUUACGAAAAAAGCUUCCAACAUGGAGACGCUACCUCACAGUUGAGCCCGUGAUAUUUUUCUACGCGUAUGGUCUGAUGAUGAGCUUCCCGAUUUUAGGACAGUAUGUGUACAGCGUCAUCAGCAAGUUAAAGGGUUUCCCCUACGAACAGUUGCUGUUACAAAAAGAGGGCCUAGGAUGUCAAGUACACUUCGCUGGUGCAAACAAUACUUUGGGGGAUAUAGAGAAAGAGGUAAGAUGUCAAAAGACUGACUGCCAAUUAUAGGGUGUGAUCAUGAGAAUACCACAUAGCAUUAUGGGAGGAUAAUAUCCCCCUGUCAUAAUGGGAUAGUCUAGACCAUUACGAAUAAUGUAAAAAUGGAGCGUCCCAAAUCAACAUUUGAUUCUCUUUUAAAACUUCCAUUCCUCAGGUACAAAGUUUGGCAACUAAAAUCAUCACAGGAAACACAUUCUUCUCGACCAUUCCUGCGCUCAUCGUGGCACCAUUUUGGGGUCCCUGGACUGACAAAUCACGGCGGAGAAAACCGGCGCUCCUCGCUCCUGCCAUUGGUGCAUUUCUUGGCAAUGCGGUCAUGCUCAUGGUCAUGUACUUUGAAUGGCCGCUGUACGUGAUGUUUAUCGGCUCGGCGCUUGCUGGACUCUCUGGUUUUCUACCGACCCUCUCCUUAGCAGUAAUGGCGUAUAUUGCUGAUACCACUGAAAAGAACGAAGUUGCUUUUCGGCUUGGUAAGGAAAAUGUACAUGAGUGAUAUUUAGCGGUUGAGGGGGCGUAGCACAUUUAUUUUUUAUAAACGAAGUGAAGCGCAUCUAGCAUGGUAAACUCCUCAUAUGUCGAAGGGUUGUAUUAUGCGUAGUAUGCAGAUCCCCGCAGAUCCCGGGGAAAAUAUGACGUCAAAUUAAACAGAAGGGUUCCUUAGAGUUGUUGACUGGUGAAUAGAUCAUUAUAACAUUUACCAUAACUGAAAGUAAACAGCUUCAUAUGGUUACCUAUUUAUAAACUUAAAUCCAAAGCAAAAUACAAUCAUACGAGUUAAGUUUGUUUUGGAUUGUAGUCGCAUGCACUCUUUAGAGCUACAAUACAUUCUAUGGUAUAUUUAACAUGUGCUCUUAUUUUGCAGCCAUCAUGCAGAUGCUUGGUUUCAUGAUAGGUGUCGUGAGCCAGUUAACCAGUGGUUUUUGGAUCCAUAGAUUCGGCUUUAUCGUGCCAACGUGGUUCAGCCUGGGAUGUUAUUUAAUAUCUGGCCUCUGGGUUAUCUUCCUAGUUCCGGAAAGCCACGAGAAAGCCACCCACGAGAAACACAAUUUCUUCGAUAUCAAGAGCUUAAAGGUUCUUGUUAACGUCUUUAGAAAACAAAGGGAAGUCGGAAGGAAAAGUUUGCUUCUACUCGUUUUCGUUGUAGCCAUUGUCACCCUAACGACAAUGGGCCUUGAAGGUGUAACUAAUCUUUUCGUCAUGAGAAGCCCCCUCUGUUUUGGUCCUAAACUCGUUGGGUACUUUUUGGCAUGUAGAAUGUUCUUCGAUGGAUUGGGAGGAGCCGUUGGUGUCAAGUUGCUCGGAAAGUUUUUCAGCGAGUUAACUACAUGUGGGAUAUCAGUUGUCAGUCAGAUUGUUGAGAUGGUGUUCCUAGCGUUCGCAACUCGCACCUGGUUGGUUUUUGCUGGUGAGUAUAAUGAGUGAAAGAGGAAAAUCAGCGCGUUGGGCUCUGGAUCGGAAUAUCUGGGUCCAAGGCCUGGCAGGUCACUGUGUUCUAUUCCUGGGAAAAGCACUUUGCCCUCGCAGUGUUUCUUUCCACCGAGGGAUAAACGGUGCGAAUUGCUGGGUAGUAGUCUUGCGAUGAAUACGCAUCUCAGCUAGAGAUAAUAAGCAUACUCCUGGUCAUUUCAUGCUGCUGAAACUGAGAUGAGCUCCGGAGGGGCUCAUGAACUUUUCGAUAGGUUAUACCUGGAAAAAGCUGAGAGUUCGUCGAAAAUUGUCGCUCUUCAAAGCUCAGUGGCUCUUUAAUAUACGUGGGGAUUACGUCCUUUGCUAAAAAUUAACCCUUUAAUUCCCAUGAGUGACUGAGAAAGAAUUUCUCCUUACAAUAUUAAUACACACAAGCACACAAGUGAUGAGAACAAAGAGGAAAACUCAAUUAGGGAACUACAGGUUGAUCCAAUACCAAAUUCUCCAAAUUGACAUCAUAAGCAUUUCAUGGCAAACAGUAAGGAUAAUUACUAAUGAGAUAUUGAGAGUGAAACGGUUGUCCUCAAGCAGGUUUGCGUCACAUAUUCCUUUAAUGUUAUCUUUUUUCACGGGCAUUUUCUAUUGAUCCCAAUGCUUUAUGAAUACUUUCUUGUUAAAAUUCACCAAUCCUAAGCAAGGUUUGGAAUGAGAAUUGGAUGUACUGACAGUUAUAUUAACCAUGAGGCCUAUUGCUGCCAGGGAGAGGGCGUCCAGUGACGCUGUUCCUUUCCUGUUUUAAAUUCUCUCUCUUUCUAUUAGAGUUGAAAAGAAAGACACAUUACUGGCCUUCUUCAGAGUAAGUGUCACACCAUCACUACGAAUAGGUAUUUGAAGUUAUUAAACUCCUCUUUCCUUUCAGCACCAAUACUGGGCUGUUUUAAAGCAUCUGCCUACCCCAUUAUUACGAGUAUUUUGUCACGGAUAGUUGGUGAUGAUGAGCAAGGUAUGUACGGCUGUAAAUCAACAAAGACAACUUUAAGAGAGACGAACCAGCCAGGGUUCACUGCUAAUGCGAUAAUGACAAAAACCAGAGCGACGUGAUCAACCACAGAAAGAGAUAAAUAUGGACAGACGGACAAACGGACAGACAGUUAGACAGACAGAUGGAUAGACAGACAGACAAACAUACAGAGAGACACAUAGAUAGACAGACAGACGGACAAACAGACAGAUAGAUAAACAGACAGAUGGACAGGUAGACAGACAGACAGAUAGACAGAUUAAAAGGUGGACAGUGAGACAGCUGAUAGAUAGACAGACAUACAGUCAGACAGAUAGACUGAGAGACGGACGGAGAGUCGGACAAACGGAUAGACGGACAGAAAGACAGAUAGACAGACAAACGAACCGACAGAUAGACAGACAGACGAAAAAGGAAAGAAAGACAGAAAGACAGACAGACGGACAGGCAGAGUGACAGACAGGAAUAGACAAACAAUAGACCAAUUAACAGGAAAGAAAGACGAAUGGAAAGACAAAGUAGAAUUUAGUUUACAAUAGUGCUCAGAAAGUCAAACAACUGCAAGCAAAAAUGUCAACGAAACUUAGUUUAAGACCAGAGAUUUGGUCAACCGUUCCUUGUGAAUCCACUUUUCACUGAUCAAUCCAUUUUUACCUGAUAAAACAUCUAAAACCUUACAGCUUAUCUCUUUGUCAUAGCUUCCUUGUUUUGUGCCAUUGGCAUUAUUAAUAUCUUCUCCCUAUCCCUGGGCAUGAUGUUCUUCAACAGCGUAUACGAACGCACUCUCCACCUAACAUUCGGAGGUUUCGUGUUCCUUCUAUGCGCCGCCAUAAAGUUAAUUCCUUUCUGUGUCUUCAGGUAGGUAAACGUUUCUUCGUAGUCGCAAGAGAUUUCGUUUAGUAAUUUGAAGCUAGUGAAUGCGAUGAACAGUAGAUGAUAAGUCAUUUGAGGUUACGAAAAAAGAUAGAAUCCAAUGUCUCAAAAAUCUUUUUAAAAGCUAUCAGCAAUUGUCCGGGCAUGUUAUCAUCCAUUCAUUCUUUAUCAGAACUGUGCAGCUUAACCCUUGCGCAUGAACCGAUUGGCUCAUAUCGCUCGAACAUGACUGAUUUCCUCAGUAUGAAGUGAACAAGGGUUUUUGUCAUUUUACCCUACAUAAUAUUUGUCAUGUUUUCCCGUGAGUUCCUUGUUGUGGGCUCGGGCAGAAACCAAACCACUUAAUCCGGAAUCCAUCGUAUUAACCAGUAAAUCAAUGCAUGUGCCUCGUUAUUACAGAAAAAAAUUCAUUGUUUACCGACUUGUUUUUCAGCUGCGUACAGGUGCCACCGACCGGAGAGCAUCAGGAAGAAGGAGAAGAAUUGGAACUGAAGGAUGAUGACGAAAAUCGCAAUAAACAAGACGGGAAAUUGCUCAAGGAAAAGGAAAAAGACGAAAACCAAGAAACCAAAAGUGAAAAUGGAACGUCGAGGGAAGCCGUCGCGGUUUACCCUGAUGAGAUAGAGCUAAUGAAGCCAACAGAGGAUUAGGAAUAUCAAUAGGACAUUUAUAGGAUGCCAAACAAACACAGGCUGGGCCAACACAUCGACAGACGGGCAGGCGGACAGACAGACAGACUGACAGACAGACAGUUAACAGAACGAUGACACGAAAUAGAUCAUGCUUUGUAGGUUUUACAUUGUGUAAUAAAAUCCAGGGGCUUAUAACCUUCAAUAGAGCUUCGGUGGCAUCAUCGAUAACAAUUUUCAGGUUUUUUAUCGCUAUAUUAAUAUUUUUUUCGAUAAGUAGGUUAGGAUAUGGCAGCCAUAAGCUGAUGUGAUUCAGGAAUUAAGGUCCUUAAGACAUAGUAUGAGGACAAACAACUGAAUCUUGUAGCGGGGAAUAAUUUGGGCGACGUAACACGUUCGAAGAAUAGUUUUAAGAAGCAUUUAUUGACAAAGCCUUCUAGUUAGAAUGAUACGCAUGCACGGCACAGACACAAAAGCAUUGUACUCAGCGUUUAUUGGACACGGCACACUUAGCCAAGUAAACUUUUUAUGCAAUGUAAAUAUCAGAAGAAGACGAACACAUUCUCCAAGGGACUGGUCAUUACUUCGCGCCUUACGGAGGGGAGGGAGAGGAGGGCGAAAGACUUUGGUUUCGUCAAGAUAAAAUUUACCUGUUCCUCCCGUAAGUUUCUGUAAUAUUCAUUUGACAACCCCCUCGCCCCUCAUUUGCAUUUUAUUAGCAGUCGAUUUUUCACAUUCGCCCUUUAUAUUCUGUUUUCGACUGCUGAUCACCUCCUAGAUCCCCCUGAAAACCUCCCCCCCCCCAAAAAGAACUUCAACCCCCCCCUCUCCUCCCCCUUCCAGGCGACGAAGAUCGAGGCAUUUCAAAUCGACGGCUUUAUAGGACAAAGUCAUUGUUAUUUACAUUUUGUGAAAAAAAAAUUUUGUCAGCUUUUUAUCCUUUUUAAGUAAUAAAAAUAUAGCUCUAUUUUCUGAUUCACGAUGCAUGACUUCGAAGGGUUGUCUACUCCUGCCCUCGUAAUCAUUAUGCGAAAAAAAUUCCGCGACGGCAAAUCACUUUGGGCUGAGGGCCACAAGAACAACCAUUAUAAGGAGCCUUUAAUAUCUGGUGAUCAACUUCGCACAGGGCCAAUUCUCACGCGAUGUGAACUAGAGAUUUUUUUCGAUCGCUCGUGUAAACAAAUGGCGAAAAAUUACUUGGCCUAGGGACCAGUCAAAAUUUAUGACCGGAGGGGGGGGGAGGGGGCAGGGAGAACAGAGGGGGGGGGAAGUCGUCACCGACAGAGUUUAGGGGGGAAACUAUAGAAAAUUGACUGCUUAAGAGGAGGCAGGCAUAAUUUAACAAAAUGCAAACCUUUUUUUUUUUGGAUUGUCAAGCCCUGAUUUGAUAUUCUGAUUGAGGUUGAGCAUCGUACAUUUACGUGGGAAGACUGACUUCAACUGUUGUUGUUGUCUUUUCUUUGUAUGUGCCAUUGCUUGACCACAUGUUCGUAAAAGCAAAGGCAUAAAAUAAACUUAGUUCAACUUCCUAGCAUUUUUCCCUUCUUGUCACGCAACGCAUAUCUCGCCUAAGGAGGAAGGGUUUGUUGGGUGACCAGGCCAACAUCGACUAGUAAAUCCACUCUCAAUUGUUAAUCUAAAGAAGGAGCGUAAAAUUUAGCGAGCUUAAUUGAAAAACCAUCGUUCGGAAACAGCUGAGUUAGAUGUUGGACUGCUUGAAGUCUUCCAAAGGACAACUGCUUAACAUUCUUCCUCACUAGGAGAGGGAGGGGUCUAAGUGAUGGUUCUUGACGUCACGAAGCUGGCACUGUGCGUCAUAACCCGCGAGUGUUUGUCCUGAGUGGAGUGCAGCGGCUGCCGUUGACAGGAAAAACUUUACUAUUCAGCUGUGCUCGGGCAAGGUAACCCACUUGCUAUUUUUUUUUGGCCAAUUUUCCUUUUCGUGAACAAACGGUGCAAAGUGCGACGCUGGAUAUCGGACAUGACCGGAGAGAUAUUCACUGAGCCACAUCGAGUUAGACAAAGAUCAGCGUUUCCGAGAUGUUUGCCAUUCACUUUCAAUGCAUCUUCAAUAUUUUGUUUUGCACUGUAAAAGCGAUGAGAUGCUGCUCAGGUGAUAGCUAUAUAGAUGGUUUACAGCAAAACAAACUAAUUUUGUAUGCUACAAAUACCAUAUACAUGUCACGCUGGAUUAGGUUGGCUUGUUUAGAUGUCAAACAGAGUCAUUCUUUAACCGGGGUCACACAGGCAAACUGCUUAAUCAACACUUAAUCACCCAAAGGGAACAAUAAAUGCAACUGAUUUCAGUUCCCCCAGUGCUUAAAAUUUAAGCAAGCCAAAUUAUUGACAAAGAAUCUAGAUGGAGUUUAUUUUCGUGACCUGUUAUUGGAAAUGUCAGGUUUUUGUAUAGUUGUUGUUGCUCUUAACAAAUUCAAAAUUCUUUUCCUCGUGGAAAAAUCAGGUUGAACGGAAAAAUGUCGAGAUAAACUUAUUGGACGGUAGAACCUUUGCAAGUGGCGAAAAUUUUCCACUCAAAGACACGCUUGUACGUAAGUAAUGUCGCAGCCAUAUGCCCAGACGGGUGCCUGUAUGACCUUAGGUGACAUCUCCAGAAGUAACAACAAUAAUCUGAAUCAUACGUACCAGUUUAGGAGUUGUAAUGUGCAGUGCUCCUGAUAACUGGCAAUUUAAGUGGAGUACAUAUGGAAAAUUUUUGUUCGUUUUUUCAUAAGCGUAACACAAAGAAAAAAACCAGAGUGUUCCAAGAGAUUCGUAAUUCGUGAUUCGUAUAUCAAACUCGAUCUUUAGAAUUAACUAAAAAUUGUUAUUCGUUUGUCACACGAGCGAGGGUCAAUGACAAAGUCAAGGACGUAACUGUUGUUUUCGGAAGGAUGUUUGCUUACAUGUGUUUCGAUAAAGAAAGGGUUUUCAACCGAUAAAAAGUGUAAACAUUGUAGGCAGCAAUACAAGUGAACACAGAAAUAAAUUUCCCAGUUUUUUUCUCAGUUCAGAGCCACGAUCCCCUUAAAAGGGAUAAGACUUCAUCCUGCCAAAGUCAAUAGUUUUCCCACCACCUCGAGUCCCUUACAUUACAGUACGGGCUUUUAGACCUGUUUUGCGACCAACAGGUUGCGGUCACACACGUGAAAACACUAUUGGUGGAGCUUUCAAUUCCUCUUCUGCUCCUCUCUUUCAGAUGUUCUCAACCAUUGUCAUCCAGUUUCUAAAGAAAUAUUUUACGGUGGAACUCGUAAUAUUUUUCUACUUCUACGGGUUUCUUAUGAACCUGCCAGUCCUGACAAUUUACGUGUACGAGCGAAUCAGUGAUGAGAAAGGAUUUCCGUACAAGAACCUCAGCCAAAGCGAUGACGGAAGCGGCUGCGGAGGAGAAGGCCUGGGGCAAAAUUCAACAUUGGGGGAACUGGAAAAUGAGGUCACUCGUUUACUCACGUUGUUGUUGUCAUGGAUACUGUCCUUCGAUGUAGUGACGUGUUGUCGUUGUAGUAUGACUAGUAUGACCUAAUAGAACUGAUUUUCUCACUGUAUUAUGAUUAAGUAACUGAGUCUAUCUAAGGCAGUACGUUAAGUAUGAUUAGUCCCGUCUUUCUCGAAAAUUAAUCUCCCAGGAAUUCAUUUUUCUUUUAAUUCAUCUCGGUUUUGAUAAUGGAUGGCAUCACUGUGUCAUGCUGAUUCUCACCUUAUUCUCUAAUUCCUCUUAAAGAUUGGUUAAGUGGCUUGGAUUAACAUUUCACUGAGAUAGAGCGGCCUUGCUCAAUGUCUCUUGACGCUGAAGAAACCAGAUGCUCUCCAAUAUGUAACAGUGUGCCAUCAGUCUCGUAAAACAAAGGCUCCUCAUCCCUUGUUUCAUUUCAGGUGCAAACUCUGGCUUCCCAGCUUGGCAUGACUUACAAUCUUGUCCUAACCCUGCUCUCUCUUGUUGUGGCGCCGCUCUGGGGACCAUGGACUGAUAAUGGCGGCAAAAGAAAACCUGCCUUACUUGUUGCCAUAAUGGGGGCGUGUCUGGAGAUGGUCAUUACCCUGUUGGUAAUGUAUUUUGACUGGUCAGUGUACGUUUUGAUUGCGGGCGCGGCUUUGAACGGCUUGUCGGGAUUUGCGACAGUUUUAUUCGUCGGAGCAACGGCAUACAUAGCUGACGUUUCCAGCAAAGAAGAAAGAGCUUUUCGAAUUGGUGAGUAUAAUGAGAAAUUGACCGUUAUAUUGACAUGUCGUUAGAGAGUUUUUAGAUUGUGUAACGUAAAACCAAACCAAAGGAAUUUCGAUAGCAAAUCAAAUGAAAGGAUUAUUAAAUGGAACAUAUGGGAGAACUCAAAGCGAGUAUACGCUUAUUAACAACCGAUAACUGCUUAUCAGGUGAGCUCAAUGUGUCAUUACAUUGUGCAAGAUAAUUGUUUUGUUUUUCUUUCCUAACGUUCCAGCGGUGAUGUACAUGCACGUAUUCCUCGCUGGAGUCAUCAGUCAACUGACCAGCGGUCUUUGGAUUCAAUAUGUGGGAUUCAUUCCUUCUGCUUGGUUCAUGUUGGCUUGCUACGUUCUCUCUGGAGUCUGGGCUUUAUUCUGCGUGCGGGAAAUUCCCCGAGGAAACAGCAACGAAAAAAUGGUUGGAUUUUUCAGCACUGAUAAUAUAAAAUGUUUUAUCAAUGUCUUCCGAAAGCAGAGAAAGGCUGGACGAAAUAAUUUUCUCUUGCUGAUGGUUUGCGAAGGCGUGAUUUUCCUAUCGACCUUGGGCAUUGCUGGCGUAAAAGGGUUGUUCAUUCUGAGAAGUCCUCUUUGUUGGGGCCCACACCUGGUUGGGUAUUAUUUUGCAUUUGAAGGGUUCGUUCAUGGUGUUGGAAGUGUGGUUAGCAUUCACUGCUUCGGACGCUGCUUGAAAGAGUUGAGUGUCGUCCGCAUUAGUUUGGUUUCCGUGAUUCUGGCUUUGGUUAUGUUGGCGUUCUCCGAUCGCACUUGGAUGGUGUUUGUUGGUAAGUAUUAAAGUAAAGAGAGGGAAGAGGAGGAUCAGAUGAUCUACCUUGGACCUCCCGUCUCACGACCGAGGCCCCACAUCUUUAUACCAUCAUUAAAUAAGGGACCAGUCUUGGGAGAAUCUUUUGGGGGCGUCACGUGGUUUCAGUGGAAAUGGAGGGGGGAGCAGUCGUCCCUGACAGAGUUUAAAGGGGACUAUAGAAAAUUUAUUGCAACGACAGGGGAUCCCUAGAAUACUACAAAGUCUUAUGGGGGUUCCGGGUUAAUUUUAUUUUAUCAAAACCAAAUCUUCCCCCCUCUGACCCUCCCUCUAAGUACUAAAAAGACUGCUUCUCUUUGUUGCUUCCAGCGGUCGUGGUCGGUGUCUUUUACGGAGUUGCUGAUCCAGUUUUGGUGGGAGCAAUGUCGAGAAUAGUGUCAGAUGAAGAGCAAGGUACAGCCAAAAAUUAAGAAAUCAAAAUGUAUUUAAAACUUUUCCAGGAGUAUUAGGCAGAGUCAAAACCUGAGGCUUUUCAUGCAGGAUUUGAACCUCAGACAUUCCGUUUUCGCAGUUAAUUAUUUACAGUAUCUCUUUGGUAAUGCUCCAAUGAAAUAUGCAUGCAUAAUCUAUCGCAGAUGUAUGGGCAUCUGAUCAUUCUGUUCGAAUGGCCCUUAGCCAGAAUUGCCUCGAUGCGCAAAGUCUAAUGACUAAGCUUUUCGAUACUUACCAGUUUUUUCCUGUUCUGUUGAUGUUCCAGGUGCCAUGUUUUCUGCUUAUGAGAUGGUCAUUGCACUGAUGCAGCUAAUAGGCGCCGUGCUCUUCAACACAGUUUACCAGGCAACGCUUUCUCUUUCGUUUCAAGGUCUGGUCUUCCUGUUGUGUGCAGUGUUGAUCCUUAUUCCCUUUGUUCUCGUGAGGUAAGUGUGGUUGCUGACUAUCUUAACGCUACGUUAUGCCACAUGGUCCUUCUAAGUUCACGGUUCAACUUAACCCAGGGUCCAGUCUUCAUCUAUCCCCUGGGGGGUAGGAGGGGAAAUGAGAGAGAAGAAGGGGUAGGGCGGUCGAAGGAUCUUGGUUGUGCCACACUAAAGUUUACUUGAGUAUUCUAAUAAUUCCUCCCCGUUAGCAGUCAGUUUCCUACGGAUGCUUUCUGUAAGUUCACUCAAACGUUCAUUUACCACACAAACAAAACAUAAUUAGAUAAUGGCGUUAGCCAUAACUGUUCCGUUUACACUUGACGUUAUCUUAGCUCGUGGACGGUUUUAAAAACACGCUCAAGCUUUCUGUCCCUUUCCAAACGCAAACUCACAUGGGCGCUGUGACAGGAGGGUAACAUUUCGACUUUGUGAAAGAACUCGACGCUUACUGAUUUUUCUUUUUACAAUAUUAGCUUCAUAGAACUGCCACCUAUUGAGGAAGACGACAAGAUGAAAGAAGAUGACGAGUUAGAGAUGAAACAGGUCCAACAUGCAUCCGCGGAGUAGUACAAAUAAUUGCCUUAAGAGCCGUAAGGCGUAAUUAAGUAAAUUGUUAUCGUGACGCAACCAAAAAUCCUCCUAACCCUCCCAGGCAAUAAGUGGAUAUCCAUAAAUUAAGAUAAUAAAAAUGCAUUAUUUGGGCUUAGUAGUUUGAUGAAAAAAAUUUAUCAUGCGCAACGCGUUUGAGCACCAGGCGUU
Molecule: messenger RNA, 12513 nt
Organism: Pocillopora meandrina
Lineage: Eukaryota; Metazoa; Cnidaria; Anthozoa; Scleractinia; Pocilloporidae
Source: the annotation of a GenBank genome assembly